This is a messenger RNA of Neoarius graeffei (lesser salmon catfish), 7019 nucleotides long. It is a transcript of the gene dnaaf10, whose product is annotated as dynein axonemal assembly factor 10. Lineage: Eukaryota; Metazoa; Chordata; Actinopteri; Siluriformes; Ariidae. The transcript has 8 exons. The coding region runs from base 733 to 1800 and encodes 355 amino acids. Gene Ontology annotation, molecular function: ubiquitin binding. The record is from RefSeq and is a predicted model, not a curated record.
GAAUAAUAAAAUAAUUGAUGCUCACAAAGCAGGAGAAGGCUACAAGAACAUAGCAAAGUGUUUUUCAGGUAGCUGUUUCCUCAGAUUGUAAUGUUAUUAAGAAAUGGCAGUUAACAGAAACAGUGGAGAUGAAGGUGAGGUCUGGAAGAUGAAGAAAAUGUUCAGAAAGAACUGCUCGUUGGAUUGCUAGAAAGGCGAAUAAAAAAAACCUGUUUGACUACAAAAGACCUUCAGAAAGAUUUAGCAGACCCUGGAGUGGUGGUGCACUGUUCUACUAUGCAGCGACACCUGAACAAAUAUGACCUUCAUGAAAGAGUCAUCAGAAGAAAACCGUUCCUGCGUCCGAGCCACAAAAUUCAGCGUCUGAAGUUUGCAAAUGAACAUCUAAAUAAGCCUGAUGCAUUUUGGAAACAAGUCCUGUGGACUGAUGAAAUCAAAAUAGAACUUUUUGGCCACAAUGUGCAAAGGUAUGUUUGGAGAAAAAAGGGUGCCAAAUUCCAGGAAAAGAACACCUCUCCAACUCUGAAGGAUGGGUGUGGAUCGAUCAUGCUUUGGGGUUGUGUUGCAGCCAGUGGCACAGGGCACAUUUCAUUGGUCGAGGGAAGCAUGGAUUCGAAUAAAUACCAGCAAACUCUGGAAGCAAACAUCACACCAUCUGUAAAAAAGUUGAAGUUAAAAAGAGGAUGGGUCCUACAAUAAGGCGAUGAUCCAAAACACACCUCAAAAUCUACAAUGGAAUACCUCAAGACGCACAAGCUGAAGGUUUUGCCCUGGCCCUCACAGUCCCCUGACGGAAACAUCAUUGAAAAUCUGUGGAUAGAUCUCAAAAAAGCAGUGCAUGCAAGACAGCCCAAGAAACUUGUAGAACUGGAAGCCUUUUGCAAGGACGAGUGUGUGAAAAUCCCCCAGAUCGAAAAGCCCAAGCCAAUCAAAUGUGGAACAUUUGGUGCAACAUCUCUCCAGCAGAGGCAUUUAGCCACAGGCGAUUUUGACGGCAACCUUCAUGUGUGGAAUCUUGAUGCAUCAGAGGUUCCAGUGUACUCUGUGAAAGGCCACAAAGAAAUAAUAAACAGCAUCGACGGAGUUGGAGGUUUAGGCAUCGGAGACGGCGCGCCAGAAAUUGUUACAGGGAGCCGAGACGGUACAGUUAAAGUGUGGGAUCCAAGGCAAAAAGACACACCUGUGGCGAACAUGGAGCCAGUGGAAGGAGAGACCAAGAGAGAUUGUUGGACUGUUGCAUUUGGUCACGCCUUUAACGAUCAGGACCGCUGUGUGUGUGCUGGUUAUGACAAUGGUGAUAUUAAGCUGUUCGAUCUCCGAAAUAUGUCUCUGCGAUGGGAAAAAAAUAUUAAAAAUGGCGUGUGCAGUGUUGAAUUUGACAGAAAAGAUAUCAAUAUGAACAAACUUGUGGCAACGUCUUUAGAGGGCAAAUUUCACGUCUUUGAUAUGAGGACUCAGCACCCGACCAAAGGCUUUGCAUCGGUUUCUGAAAAGGCCCACAAGUCUACAAUAUGGCAAGUGAGGCAUUUGCCCCAAAACCGAGACAUCUUCAUGACAGCAGGUGGCGCUGGGAACCUGCACUUAUGGAAAUAUGAGUACCCAGAGAAGAGGAGUGAGAAAGAUGGAGACGGAGUAGCCAGAGGAGUGGCUGGAACACUCACUCUCCUGCAGAACGCCACUCUGUCCACACAACCCAUCGCCAGCCUGGACUGGAGUCCUGACAAACAGGGUCUGUGUGUGUGUACUUCCUUUGACCAGUCUGUGCGAGUCCUCAUCGUUACCAAGCUGAACAGAGUAUGAGCUCACAGACUGCGACUCUGGGCCUCACUAUUGUUCCAAGCUCAUAUGUUUCCUCUAUGAACCAAAUGUGAACCUGAUUAUAUGCAAACAAACAUGUCAUUCAGUGUGAAUUAAUACGAACUUGAUUCUUCUCCGAAGUGGACCUGUGUCAUUCAUAUUCAAAAGCCAAGUGUUUCCCCUACCCUGAGUUUACUGGUUUUUGGGGGGUUGCUGGAUGAGGAUGGUCACCUGCAGGACCCCUCCCUGCGGCUCCUAUUACAGAGCAUUUGGACCUGAACAGACCGUUAAAGGAGUCAUACUUAAGUCUUUAGAACAAUUUUUACAAUAGAACUUGUUAAAAAAAAGUCACAAUAACAUUUUUCUUACAGUAGAACUUUAUAAGUACAACCCCGAUUCCAAAAAAGUUGGGACAAAGUACAAAUUGUAAAAAAAAAAAACGGAAUGCAAUGAUGUGGAAGGUUCAAAAUUCCAUAUUUUAUUCAGAAUAGAACAUAGAUGACAUAUCAAAUGUUUAAACUGAGAAAAUGUAUCAUUUAAAGAGAAAAAUUAGGUGAUUUUUUAAAUUUCAUGACAACACAUCUCAAAAAAGUUGGGACAAGGCCAUGUUUACCACUGUGAGACAUCCCCUUUUCUCUUUACAACAGUCUGUAAACGUCUGGGGACUGAGGAGACAAGUUGCUCAAGUUUAGGGAUAGGAAUGUUAACCCAUUCUUGUCUAAUGUAGGAUUCUGGUUGCUCAACUGUCUUAGGUCUUUUUUGUCAUAUCUUCCAUUUUAUGAUGCGCCAAAUGUUUUCUAUGGGUGAAAGAUCUGGACUGCAGGCUGGCCAGUUCAGUACCCGGACCCUUCUUCUACGCAGCCAUGAUGCUGUAAUUGAUGCAGUAUGUGGUUUGGCAUUGUCAUGUUGGAAAAUGCAAGGUCUUCCCUGAAAGAGACGUCGUCUGGGUGGGAGCAUAUGUUGCUCUAGAACCUGGAUAUACCUUUCAGCAUUGAUGGGGUCUUUCCAGAUGUGUAAGCUGCCCAUGCCACACGCACUAAUGCAACCCCAUACCAUCAGAGAUGCAGGCUUCUGAACUGAGCGCUGAUAACAACUUGGGUCGUCCUUCUCCUCUUUAGUCCGAAUGACACGGCGUCCCUGAUUUCCAUAAAGAACUUCAAAUUUUGAUUCGUCUGACCACAGAACAGUUUUCCACUUUGCCACAGUCCAUUUUAAAUGAGCCUUGGCCCAGAGAAGACGUCUGCGCUUCUGGAUCAUGUUUAGAUACGGCUUCUUCUUUGAACUAGAGUUUUAGCUGGCAACGGCGGAUGGCACGGUGAAUUGUGUUCACAGAUAAUGUUCUCUGGAAAUAUUCCUGAGCCCAUUUUGUGAUUUCCAAUACAGAAGCAUGCCUGUAUGUGAUGCAGUGCCGUCUAAGGACCCGAAGAUCACGGGCACCCAGUAUGGUUUUCCGGCCUUGACCCUUACGCACAGAGAUUCUUCCAGAUUCUCUGAAUCUUUUGAUGAUAUUAUGCACUGUAGAUGAUGAUAUGUUCAAACUCUUUGCAAUUUGACACUGUCGAACUCCUUUCUGAUAUUGCUCCACUAUUUGUCGGCGCAGAAUUAGGGGGAUUGGUGAUCCUCUUCCCAUCUUUACUUCUGAGAGCUGCUGCCACUCCAAGAUGCUCUUUUUAUACCCAGUCAUGUUAAUGGCCUAUUGCCAAUUGACCUAAUGAGUUGCAAUUUGGUCCUCCAGCUGUUCCUUUUUUGUACCUUUAACUUUUCCAGCCUCUUAUUGCCCCUGUCCCAACUUUUUUGAGAUGUGUUGCUGUCAUGAAAUUUCAAAUGAGCCAAUAUUUGGCAUGAAAUUUGAAAAUGUCUCACUUUCGACAUUUGAUAUGUUGUCUAUGUUCUAUUGUGAAUACAAUAUCAGUUUUUGAGAUUUGUAAAUUAUUGCAUUCCGUUUUUAUUAACAAUUUGUACUUUGUCCCAACUUUUUUGGAAUCGGGGUUGUAGUUAACUUGAAGAUGUUUACUAAGUGAUCUCAUAUUCCAACAUGAUCUCACAAAGAAUAUUCAUAACAUAACAGUAGCUAACUUAGUGUGUUGGAAGACAUCACACACUUUUUUUUUUUUUUAAAUGCAUGUCUGCCAUCUUUUGCUGUUUGGGGGGGGUCUGACGUUGCCAACUAUUGUUUGAAUCAAAUCAUUUGAAUCGUUUUUGACCGCACGAGAGGAGAGCAAAGUGGACAGGGAACCAGCACUGAACUCUAUAUAAAAUCUGGAGAUCUCAGAGCCCAUUCCCCGAUGUAAAGACGAGUGAAACCAUCUGGCCGCCAUAUUACCACUCCCAUUGUGUGUAUAUGGCUUGUGUGUUAAACCGUGGUAUCCGAUCAAAUUUACCCCAAGAAAAGUAUCUCCUGACCUUCCCCCCCCCUUACUUCUUAUUUUCUCGACUUUACCCCCAUUCCUUACACAUCUUUUAUAGCGCUCCCUGUCACUGUUAGGUUUUUUUUUUUCCCUUUUCCAGUUCAGUCUCUGAUCCUUUUUUUUUUUGAAUGGUUCAGAUUAUUUCAGUUUUUCUCAUACAGUCUACCUUUCCUUCCUUCCUUCCAUCCAUUAUCUGUAGCCGCUUAUCCUAUUAUACAGGGUCGUGGGCAAGCUGGAGGUAGACACACGUGUAGUUGACAAACAACCACUCACAUUCACACCUACGUUCAAUUUAGAGCCACCAGUUAGCCUAACCUGCAUUUCUUUGGACUGUGGGGGAAACAGGGAGAACAUGCAAACUCCACACAAAGGCCCUCAUCGGUUGCUGGGCUCGAACCCAGAACCUUCUUGUUGUGAGGCGACAGUGCUAACCACUACACCACCAUGCUGCCCCUAGUGUACCUUUCUCUUUCAUAUAUUUCUUCUUCCUUUAUAUAUAAUCUUAAUACUCCCAGGUGAAAUAUCCGUUUACGAUCUUUGACCGGACGAUUUGUACAGUUCACUGUUACACAUGUAGGCAUUUUUCUUCUAAUUUUUCUCACCAACUACAGAAAUAACUUAUCCAAUUUUGUGUAGCUUCCACUAGUCUAAAUCAGAGCUACUCAACCUUUUCUACUUCAAGACCCACCUAUUCAGACUUGUAACGAGUCAGGCCCAUUAAAAAAUAUCUCCAAUUAUUUUGGCUUCUUUCUUCUAUUAGAAUCUAAUAAUCUACUGUAAAGUGUAUUAAUGGGAUGGGACAUCACUCCCUGUUACAGACGGGAGCCCAGGAAUUAAAUAAAUGCAAGAAAAGCAAGCUGUUUGUAACUGUAGGUAUUGUAUUUAAAACUGUAUGGAUGUGCCAGAAGCCAAACCAUGCAUGCAGGACAUUCUCAGCCAAAAGGGAUUAAUGAUCCAAAAGUGGAGUCUGGUCCAUUAACACAAGAACUUAUUGCCAUGUUUGUGUUCAGCAAACAAGCAAGUUAUUAAAACCAAGAAGUGGAUAUAGAAACCACUCAAUGCGAUUAGAUCCUUACACGCUAACAAAGAAGGACUUUUCCUACGAGUUGGAAAAUUAUCCAUCUAAGUUCCCUGACAUCUCAAACUACCUGGUGCUGCAGACAUCGUUCUACACUACACGGACAAACCGAUGAAAACCUGGAGAGCAUGGAGGAGAACAACUUUUUAUACACGGCUGGGUUAAAGAUCUGGGGAUCAGGACACCACAAGAUCGAUGGUGGUAGACAGAUCUAAGUGCAGGGAGAGUGUUUAUUAUCAGGCAUGAUAUUUACAAAAGCAGAAUCAUAAAGCAGAGUAUUUAAACCAUUAUAAACAUGGCUAGAAACAAACAUGACAGUGAUAAUUGAUGAUACUUCGCAAAGCCUCUGUGAAAAUUGUCUCUGUAUCUGCGUGCCAGACUCAAGCGCACAAAGGCGUGACCGUCAAGUCACCUACUGUGUGACCACAAGUUUUAGCUCACUUGUAUAUCACCAUCAAAAUGCCUCAUUUUCAUCGAUAACCCAUUGCAAAGCAUCGUGAGCUGUAGCGUGACCGUAGCUUAAUGAGGCACGUGACAUCGGAUGCAACCCAGCAAUCGCACCCUACUACGAGUAAAAAAUUAACUUCAACUUGAAAAAAAAAUUUGCAGCCCACUUGAUGGCGAGUGGGCUGCGCCCCAGUGGCUGAGGUGGUGUUUACAUUAGACCGUAUCCGGCUCGUUUUCGUCGCGGGUGCACUGUCCGUUCACAUUAAAACGCCGGGAAACUACUCCACAGGCGGAACAACUUGAAUCCGCCAGGGCCCACGUAUUCAACCCAGUUCGUAUCUGAUCCGGUGCUGUGUAAACAUUGAGAUACGAGGAAACGCAGUGCUGAGCUCUAGCUGACGUCGUCAUUGGACAACGUCACUGUGACAUCCACCUUCCUGAUUCGCUGGCGUUGUUCAUGCCACGUUGGUCAUGUGACGCGACUGCUGAAAAACGGCGCAGACUUCAUUUCCUGCUAUUGUUUCCGCCUUGUAUCACCUUUUUGUUUUUCAUUAAAGAGUAUAAAAGUAUGAAUAUAAUGCUUUGCUUUGUCAUUCUUAAUGUUGUUCAUGGUAAGAUGCAAAUACUGCCCAUUGUGUAGUUAUGAUUGUCUUUAGGCUUGCCAUCCUUCCACUUGCAAGUGGUGAGUGACUUGCGCAUGCCCGAUAUGCACUUGGAUCUCACACACAGCGGCUCAGUCCCGAAUCACUGCUCAUGCGCUUCACUCGCGCGCUCUGUGAGCUGCGCAGGGCCGGAGUGCGCACCCUCCACUCGCUGUUCAGGGCGGAGUGAUUUGGAGCACAGCCGCUGAGGAGGAAGCGCUGAGCCGCACUGACACAUUUCAACUUGCGUGCCGUCUAAUUAGUCAUGUGAUUAGCGUAUCCGUGUAUUGGCAUUGCUGUGUGCACGCGAAUCGUUUUAAAAACGUUAAUCUGAUGAUCCGCUGAUACGGUCUAAUGUAAACACCACCUGAGAAACACUGGUCUAAAUGACAGUUCCAGCCGGCUGGCUUCACUCUGACAAGCCUAUGAGCUCUCCAGGUUUUAUAUAGAGCAGCAGUUUGAGCGGGGAAUGUUUCUGCAUGGUCCUAGUGCCUGCACCCUGUCCUGAUUUUGAGCAGGCACUCUUUCCGCAUGGUCCUAGUGCCUGCAUUUCUAUUUUUUUUCCCCCCAGCCUUUAAAAUGUCUGUGGGGGUGGGGGGGACACACUGUGAAAUGUUUUACCUAAUAAACAAUUUUUUGAUCCCAGAA